AUGAUCAAUGAAAGAAAGAUGGAAGAUAACAUAAUUGCAGAAUGCAAGAGUAUCGUUUUAUUUCCACUCAAAUAUUACUAAAAUGAGGAUAAAAUAAUUUGAUAUUUUAAAACUAAUAUUUCACACUCAAUUGUGUAGAAAUAAUACACAAUGGCUGCUCUGGACAAAUUAGUUAAAGCUCUGGAAGGACUGAAAAUUAUGAAAGAUUCAACCAUCUCUGAUGAAUCAGUCAGACGAAAGGAGAAAGCCAUACUAUGUGUGACAGUAGCAGAUCUGAUGUGCUCUCCAGCCGCACGAAACGCCCCCAAGCUGCCUUCCUAUUUGUCCUACUCCAUGGAAACUCUGCUACACAUGUGCGAUGAUCCUGAUUCAAAUAUACGCAUGGCGGCUGAUGAGUCUCUCAAUAGAAUCAUAAGGGCGAUGAUGGAAAGUAAUAUAGUGAAAGUAUUGGUGGAGCUGCACAAGGAAAUAAAAGCCAAUGGAAAGGCACGCAGUCUUCGAGCUGCCCUCUGGCGGUUUGGAGAAUUGGCUCAUAUGAUAAGGCCACAGAAAGGGAAACCAUUCAUACAGAAUUUGGUUCCGUGCAUCAUACAAAUCGCCAAGAGAACAGAAGAACUGGUUCUUGAAACUUUGGCCACUGCAAUGCCAAAAAUAUUUCUAGCUCUUGGUACAUUCACAACUGAUAAUGAUAUAAAGAGCUUGUUGAGAACAUUCCUGGCCAACCUCUCCUCUGACAAUACAGUAGUAAGGCGCACGGCUGCUAGUAGUAUAUUGGCAGUCUGUCUGCACUGCCGGAAACCGCAGAUAUUUCUUAGCUAUACACUGAAUACAGUAGUGGAGUCCAUUCUUCCCGUGAAAGACGACCAGUCAAUACCAGAGCUACUGGGUGUGUUGAACCUGACGCGUCAACUGCUGCCCCAUUUCUGCAAUUCGUCAAAGGAAGAUGCCAACUCGCUCAAUAGCAGCCUAGGCGUUCCUGCCACCUCCCCUGACUCUUCACCACCGAUCGAUAGAUUCAUACAAGUUUACGAACUGUGUCUCCACUGGAGUCAGCAUCAGGAUCAGAAUGUUGUGACGGGAUCUCUUGAAACUCUACUGCAGUUGCUCUCCUGUAAUCUGCCACAACUCACCAGUGUUCUCACUGCUCCAGCCGGACUCUCUCGUACCAGAAUACUUCCAUCUGAUAACUCCAAUAAGUUAUCUUCACGCACUUUAAGCCAAAUGAGCGUGGUGACGUCUUCAGUGCAGGCUGAUGAGUCUGCCCUCCUUGAUCCCAUGGAAGAUUGUCCUCAGUUCAAGGGUGGCCAGGUUGAACAAUGGGUACAAAGCACUGUUACCUCCAUGUUCCCAAAUCGAGCUUCCGAUUCUACGCAAGAUGAGACCGACCAAGAAUACAUGUCUGAGGUGGAAAGUGAGCCGUCUUCGAUGAGGCCUGUGGUCAGCGAUUCACUGCAGCGGGCGCCCAGUUUGGAGUCUGAGCAGCUGAUUGGCCGGGAUGACUCGCCUUCACCACCUCCCACAGCCAAUGCAGGCGUCAAACAGGUUUGGGAUAUUGGAACAGUGAUUGAUACGGGGCCAGCUUUGGUGCACUGUGCUCGACAUCUAUUCGUCAAGUUUCUGCUGCCAGAAGAGGCUGGAAUCAGGGUGCGAGUGAGUGUGCGUGCGUUAGCUCUCAACUGUCUCUCUCAAGUGCUCAGGAUAAUGCCCAGGGUAUUCCUCAUGCACAUUGAUCGGCGGAGACAAACCACCAGUAAUGGUGUCUCACACGUGAGCGACGUUCUGAGCUUCGCGACGCAUGCGGACCAGCAGAUCCGUGGCCUGACGGGGUCGUUGAUUGGCUAUCUGGUGAAGGCGGCGCUGUGUGAGGGCAGGGCCAGCUACGCGGAUUGGUCCAAUAGCAACCAUCCUUCCGACCUCCCGCUCGGCACUGUUUUGAGCAACGCCUCCUCCGAGAAACACAUUCCCCUGGCGACUCUCAUCUCACUUAUGGUUCAGUGCUUAGAAGACGAGUCGUAUGUUUGUGUGAGGCACACGUUGACUGGUGUCUCCACCUGCUUGGAUGCUCUGCUCGGCAGCAAAGACAGUCAAUCCUGCAUUCCAAUCCUUCAUGCAUUGACAGCUCUCAGCAACAAUCCCUAUUGGCUUAUCAAGGUUAAAGCUGUGGAACUUCUCUCCUCUCUUAACUAUCUGACCAUACACUAUGUUAUUGGCAAUUCAAGCUUUCAAGAUAAGUUAUUCAACAUGGUGUUGAUCACCCAGCUGGGGGAUCAGGAUAGCAGAGUAAGGAAGGCCACCGCUGAAGCCAUAACAAAGGUAGUGGACAACCUAUUCUAUCCAAUCGAUUAUAGCCCCGAAGAUCUGGUUACAACUCUUGGAAUAUUUCUAAGACAGCAAAUUCUAUCAGGAUUAUUCGACCAAGAGUCACAGGAGUUUCCAAAACCGAACGCAAAGUGUGAAACAGUUCUGUCCAGGAUUGUUAGCAUGCUAUCUCAUCUUUUGCUUCAGUCGACCUCUAAAUUUCUCACCGCUGGAUGCUGUGAAACCCUAGGAAUGUUGUCACUAAAGUAUCCCUGCAAUGAGUAUCCCAGAGGAUGGCAAUGUAAAUUAGGCCGCGUAUCUUCCAAUGCUAAAUCCACCGUAAGUGCAUCUUCCGGUCUUCUUGCCACAGUUCUAGCUUAUUUGACGUCUUCCUCUGUAUCUCUAGACUUGGAAGUUCACAGCUGGCUUCUCCUAUUGGCCGGGAAUCUACUUGCAGGUCUUGCCGAAAGUGGUUUGCAGACAGUUGAUACAAAAGCUGAUUAUGAUAGAACUCAACUGUGGGCGGCUCUGCACGAUAAAAAGUUGGCGGUGCUGAGCGAGCAGCUGGUGAGUCACGUGAUGCGGAUGCUGUCUGUGUUUGUGAUGGUGCUGGAGGAGGUGCCGGCUGCGCAUGCGCACUCACAGCGAGUUGGCAUUGCGCCGUCGCCCGUCAAGAGGCGACCGUCGCGUGCCUCUUCGCCCGCCAAACUGCCCCCCUCAGCUGCUACCAACACUGAUAAAGAAUCUGUGAACAUUAUUGCUGGUAGUAACAAAGAAGAAAAAGGAAAGUCGUUCGGCCACUUCUCUCAUCUACGGCAUUACUGUAAACUUCAUGAGAAUCUCAUUGCCGCCUAUUCUAAUUACAAGAUAAGCUUGGAAGGAGGAGCCAGUGAGAAAUUUGUGAAUCUGUUGAGAGUUGUGCUGAAGACUCUGGGACAUAUUCUCGAAUAUUCGGGUGUGGCUGAAUCAGGGCGAAUUGCUGAAGAGCUUUUGCACAGUCUCUGUGUGACUGUGGCUCUGGAACCAACUUGUAGUAUCAAGACUGUUCAACAGCUGCUGAAAAGUCUUUUCGGAGCAAACUAUCUUGCCCGUUGGGACGAGGAGAGAGAAAAGGGAGAGAAAAGACAAGUCCUCUCAAAUCUUCAAGACUCUUAUUCUGGAUUUUACUAUUCAGUCUUUCAACAGCCUUAUACUAAAUUGGGAGACUACUUGGAAAUCAACAGCAAAACCUGCACUGAAACACCAAGAACAUUACCGACCAAAUACGGAAUUUUACUGGAAUCACUGGAUAAUAUUGAGAAAGAUGGACCCAGUUAUGUGAGGGAACGAAUUGCCAACUCCAAGAACAAUACUGGCAGAAACUCCGAUAAAGCGUCAUUAGCAUCAUACAUUCGCUUGUUUGAACCCAUGGUCAUUCAAGCUCUCAAGAAAUAUACAGUGACAAGUUGUGUUUCAAUUCAGAUAGCAGUUCUGGACUUACUGUCGCAGUUGGUUCAGUUGCGCGUCAACUAUUGCCUUCUAGACUCCGAUCAAAUAUUCAUCACCUUCAUCCAUAAACAGUUUGACUUUUUGGAGGAAGGUCAAAUCAGGAGAGCAGAAGAGCUCAUUCCAAAACUGUUCCAGUUCCUUAUCUACUUGUCGCAUGAGAAGAAUCAUUCGAAAUCAGUGACGAGCUUUUCUAGAGUGAUACAGUUGUGUGCCGGUCUGAUGGCCAGUGGACAAAAUCCAGUUACACAUUGUAUUCCAGCCUUACUUCCUGUUGUAGAGCAUGCUUUCUUAUCAUCAAACCCCCCGGGAGAUGUAAAGGAAUUGGAAACACAGCGAGAAUUCCUAAUUACAAUGCUACUUCGUUUGGUUGAAUAUCCUCAGGUACUGCACCUACUGAGCCUUAUCCUGGGAGAGGGUUGGCGAUGGGAGGAGCGAUGGCGCAAGUUGUCCCGCCACACGGCCGACACCAUCCUGCCCAAGCUGGCUCAGGGCAAGGUCAUCCUCGAGAAGCCCCAGCACCUGGCCAGCCUGCUGCAACUGUUGAACAGCCUGGCGCCGGGCACUCUGCGACCGGUCGACCAAGUACUCAAAGUGCUGUUCACUGCUCAACAGCCAGAGGACGGUUGCUCAACAGAGCGUUGGCUGAGCGUGGUGGUGGCGAUGUGUGUUGCGCUGGGCUGUCAGGGCAGAGAGGACACCGUGCUGUCCCGCCUGGAGGAGUUGCAGUUGUGUGUGCACCAGCAGGGAGAUGACCCGCUCAAUGUCAUCGCUGCACAACACAAUCAUCCGCCCCAACUUAUCUUUGCUAAGCUGUUGCUUCACGUGAUUGAGUCGGUUGUGUCGAAACUUGAAACUGCCAGUAAGCAGUGUGAGGAUGCAGCCCAUAUCGAGAAUAUUUUUGCCCACUUCCUACUCAUUUGUUUGCAUAUGUUCCAGUCAGGAAGCUAUGUGCAAGUGGCCACAGCACUGAUCCAGCUUGUAAGGGAGCCAGAAGGCGGAGAACGACUGAAGGCAGUCAAUAGUAGUUUCACAGCAAUUGCCUCGUGCUGUCCCCUGAUCACACUGCUCUGGUCAUACCUGCUCACUCUCAUCAACUACGGUCAUACGAGCUAUUGGUCGGUGCUCAUGCAGACCAGGGACAGGGAUAAGAUUGGAGCAAAAUAUCGUUCCCAAGGGAUUGAACCAGACACAUGUCAUAAUCUAGAAGUUGUAAGACGGGGCGCCAUCAUUCUGUACAGUGACUAUGUUACAGAAAACGUGGCGGACAGUGAAUGCCUGACUUGGCUGAUAGUGGGUCACGUGGAAGAGUUAAUCAACCUAUCGACUGAGCCCCCCGUACAGGAGCUGUUGGCCGCAGUUCAUAGGAAUCCGGCCGCCAGUGGCCUCAUGGUGCAGGCUGUUGCCACCAGGUGCACGCACGUCUCACAGGUUAAAUUUCUGUGUAAGCUGCUUACUUGUCUGGAAACGGUGCAUGAGAGGGAUAGUGGAGCUGUGUUGAAGCUGCUGGUUCCAAUCCUUCUGAAACAUCCUCAUCUUGUCGUAACCAAAAGAUCGACUACCCUCGCAUCAAGGAAAGUUGAAAUCCUUCUAACAUUGGAGAGAUCCGAGGUUGUGGCUCAAAUAGAUAAGGAAGAGCUUCAGGAACUGAUAGAAUCUCUUUCUAGUUCAAUGAAGUUAGCUAUCAAGCAUAGUGGUCUGCUCAGCCUUCUCAAUAAGUUGAGUUCUCAGUGCUUUGAUUUGUCCCCCGUUGAACUGGAUCAAGGAAGACCGAUUAAUGCAACAAAUAUUCGAAUGAUCACUUUGGACCGGGCAUGGUUCCUGACUCAAGUCAAAUUGAGGUGCUGUGGAAAAGGGAAAAACGGAACCCAGUGUGCCCAAUUGUUGAGUAAUUUGGACGAGGAAGACAUAAUUGGUGUUUUGCGAAGUGAGGACUUCGACAAUGCUAUUCUCCAGCACUGCUUCACGCUCGGAAUCAGACUUACUCAACAGGCAAGAGAGGCAAAAGAUGACAAGAAAGAUUCUGAUGUAGUGUCACCUCUAUUCAAAGCAGCCAGAAGAGCACUACUACAUCAUAUCCAUCAUCUUCAUAGCCUGUUGCCAAGGGUUCAUCAGGCUUACAGCCCUGUGGGACGGCCAGCCACUGUCAAGGAAUGCAAAUACAAGGAGAGAAUCGAUGAGCUGUUUUGUGACACAGAAUUCAUCGAGGCUUUCUUCAAAUUGGUGCCGGCAGUAGGCAGCUACAUGCAAGCUUCCAGUCAACAACUGUUCACCGAAAAUGGGCAGACCAGUAGCCUACAACCGAAAGAGUCUGAUGACGACAUCAUUAAAUUCGCUGUACUGUGUUUGGAGAGUAUUAUCUGGCUGAGCUCGACAAAAAUGUCACAGUGGGGCAAAUGGCCGUCGUGCAUUCAGAGUGCGCUGCAAUGUUCGGUCAACAUUCUGAAGCAGGACCGGCUGGUUGGCUUGCUGUCCUUCUCGCACAUCAGCUCCAUUGUAUCCAGUGUCGCGCAUCUGCUAGACAGGCACACUGACAAGGCUAUCAACAUUCCAACUAUCCCAGGUGACAUUGAUCCCAAUUUCAAUAUUCACACUAGUUACCAAAUGGCUGGCCUGAUAAGUGUCCUUGAAAAAUCACCACCGAACACUUGGAAUCUACCACAAUUCAUGUCUGUCAAUAUCAAGAAGUUGAUAGUGAGCGUUGGACGUUCGCCGCUCGUCAACUGGCAUUCCAGAACUCCCCAGGAGGGGUGGGGGCCCCCCGAUCCGGGUGCUGCCCCUCCCAUCCUCUCCCCGCACCUCUUGCAAGAUGUCGAAGUCAUGAGCCUUCUAGUCUUCCGUUUGUCUCUUCUUGGCUGGACCAAUCGGCAACAGUUUGAAGAAACAUGGAUGACUCUUUUGAGUGUUGUCACAGCCAACAGCUCUAAUGAUUCGGAGAAUGAACAGUCUUCCAGUAGUAUUCAGGGUAACAGUCUAACUGUGAAAGCUCUCAGUACAUUACUUUUGCAAACAACUGUAACUCCUGAUCCGGGGAACCCAGGAACAGGGAAACUGUUACAUUGUCCACGUGAUGAGCACGUCGAUCUUUCCAAUCAGAGUUGGGGAGCAAAGUAUGAAGCAGCUACUGAUGCGUUGUAUUGGAAACUGAAUGAAUUGGAGGAGAAUGCGUCCAGUCAGGUUUAUCUUCCAAGGUUGAAUGAACGUGUCAACGUCGAACGAAUCAACUCGACUGAUAGGUAUGGGUACGGACAAGUAUCAGUCAAGUACCUUAAAACAAAUGUUAUGUCUUCUGAUGAGCGUGCUACUGUACCUGCUGAGUCACAAUUAUGUAAAAUGUGCUUGGAACAGCAGCAGAGGCUAGCUAAAUUAUCCAUUGAUCUACAAUCUUGUCUUCAAUUUUUGUUAGAUUUGUAUUCUCAAUGGAUGCAUCCGGAUUGUGGAGUCUCACUGAAUGUCCUGUUGGAGAUAGUGCGGUCCACAAUCUGCUUGUCGGAUUUAUUCCUAGAACGAUCUCACUUCUCAUGGAUGCUCGACAUGUGCCUUGAACUCUCCAAAAGUCAUCCGGUCGAAGAUGAGAUCAUGCAUCAGUAUUUGCUAUUGGCUGUGUGUAAGGCUGCUUCCGUCCUGCCAACCCUGGAAACAGAUGUGAUAGAAAGAAUUCUCAAACUAUUAGAAAACGCUUUAAAAGCUUCUUUUCUUCCGGCAAGGCAUAGUGCACUACAUGGUCUAUUAUACUUGCUACAAAGUCAUCAUAUUCUCGAGACUGAAGAACCCGUAGAACAGAAACCUCCUGUCGUUGAUACCAGGCAAAGGCUGCUACAAGCUUCGUUGGAUUUUAUUAAUAGAAAUUUAACCAGUGAUGUUACCUCAGAAUCAAGUGAAGAAAGUUCGCUAACUUUAUACGCUCUAGUUUUUUAUACUCUGGAACAUGCCCCAGAAACGCUUGUGAAAGAAAUACCUCCUACGCUUAUUCAAUUAACUCAGAAUGCUGCUUCAUCGAAGUCUAUCAACUUAUACCAAGCACUGAUUCAGGGAUUGGAUAGACUGGUUCUGCUUGGAAAGCCCGAUGGUAUCAGGGAGCAAACGACGAGGCUAGCCACAGAACUGCUAGCGCAAUCGAAUCCAGCCAUCUUCCUUCCUGCUCUACAGCUGCUGCUCUCCUGCACCUAUUCGGGCGAAUACGACAAGGCUAGAGAAAGAGAGGAUGAUGCUGAGGUUUUCGUAGCUGCCAUUGAAAAAACAUCCACUUUAUUCAACAGAAUAAAACGAGCGUACCCAGUCGAGGCUGAAUGUGUGUGCACAGUUCUUCCAUUCCUGCUUGGAGACUUCUUUCCUGCUGCUAAAAUUCUAUCGAAAGUAAUUGGCGAGUUUCUGGCGCCAACUCAGCCUCAUCCACGAUUGUUAGCACCGGUUGUUUUUAAGGUGUUUGACCAAGCGUGCAGCGAAGACCAGUUACCACUUCUGCAGGCAUGGGUUGUGAUGUCACUGGGCAAUUUCACGCAAUGUCUUCCCAUGCCCAUGGCCACCUGGUGUCUCAGCUGUUUCUUCAUCAGUGCUUCCACCAACCCCUGGCUCAGAGCUCUGUAUCCUUCUCAAGGCUGCUAUUGCUAACAAUCCAUAUGUGUAUCAAAUGAACCUGUUUGG
Molecule: messenger RNA, 8427 nt
Organism: Nilaparvata lugens (brown planthopper)
Lineage: Eukaryota; Metazoa; Arthropoda; Insecta; Hemiptera; Delphacidae
Gene: htt
Product: huntingtin
Exons: 54
Coding region: 151-8394 (2747 amino acids)
Cellular component (GO): nucleus; cytoplasm
Source: RefSeq, a predicted model, not a curated record